Symbiodinium natans is the source of this 2244-nucleotide messenger RNA. Lineage: Eukaryota; Dinophyceae; Suessiales; Symbiodiniaceae. The record is from the annotation of a GenBank genome assembly.
AUGGCUUCUCAUGUCGCAGACUUCGGCGCAUUCCUGCAAGGCAUAUCCGAUGUCUCCAUCAGCCCCAAGCACUUGGAAGCCACUCGGUUUAUCUCGGUAGUUGGGAACGUGUCUGUUCUGGAGGCUGGUCAGCAGGUGGUUGGAGCUUGCCCUGUGCCAGGGCAGACCCUUUUGACGUGCUGGGCGAUGCAACCUGGUUUCCACAACCAAGCCUGCGUCGAUCUGUGCCACCUGGAGCAGGCCCUUGCCAAAUUUGCCGAAGAGAAUGCGACAGAUUUACGCGUGAGUCAAGCAACUGGUGCAAGUGGCGUGGAGUCUGUUGGGCACUUGAGCACCCCCGCGCUUGGUGUCUGCUUUGGUUUCAGGCUCGAAGGCAUGCUUGUGGCAGCUGGUGAGGUUACGUUAAGGGCAGCAGCCCUCCUGGGUUGCGAGGUACCAGAGGCUGCGCGCCAGGACCCGCAGAAGGCCGCCUUUGCCGAGGCCACGCGCCUCCUUAUGGCGGUGGUGGGCUUCAUCUGCGAAGGCAACUGCCCACCGAUGCUGAGGGGAAAUGUGGUGACUCGUGGCCCAUACCUUCCUGCCUGGUCGGGCAUUGUGCCGCACGUUAUGCUCAGAGACUGGUUCGACACCAAUGACGCCUCUUCAGUGGUGAACUUUUUCGGGUCUCAGUGGCUUCGCAAAGCUUUCGAAGCAGCAGAUCGACCGAAGAGAGGGCAGUUUGUGACACUUCUCUCGCGCGCGGCCUACGCCGAAGUACUGCGGCCAGGAGUAAGGGCCCUCCGAGCUCCGUGGCAAAGAGUCUUUGAAAAUUUCCCCGAGUUGGGGAUCUUUCGGGCACUUCUCACUCACGUCAGGAGACGUUUGUGGGAAGAUGCACGAGAUCGAAGUCGCAGCAGGAGCCGGGAGCGGAAACCGAAGGUGGAGCCCAAGAGUGAAAAGAAGCAGGAGGGUGUUCGGUUCAUCGUCAAAAAUGCUGGGAACCUCCCCGCAUCGGAGCUGGAAGAGCAUUUCCAGUCCUUUGGCAAUGUGCUCUCGUGCAAUGUGCUCAUCGAUAAGCGGACAAAGAAAUCCCGGGGUGUUGCAUUCGUCGCAAUGCGGCCUGAAGGCUACUAUGAGGGUCGGCCAGUCACCGAAGAGGGCAUGAAGGAUUGGGUGCUGCAUGAGACCCACAUUGUGGGACACAUGAAGCUGGAGGUCACGCUGGCCGAAGUAAAGCAGGAGAAGGAGGAGGAUGAAGAUCGCAAAAGAGAGGAGCGCGUGGAAGAAAGGAGGCGCUCUCGCGUAGAGAAGGAGCAACGCAUGAGCCGUACCCUCGGAGGCGUGGCCACGCUGUCGGAGCGCGGGGAGGAAAGGCUGGUUCCUUCACAUUGGCACAAACGAUGGCGGAAUCAGCUCUUCGAGUUCCUUCCGCGGGGGCCCUCGGGCCCCACCACAUGGGCCGACCCGCGCGUGGCAGCGCUGUGUGCGGCAAUUUGGACCGAGGUUGCCGAACAUGCGUCGAGAACCGGUGAUCGGACGGUCCAAGAGGCUUUGAGCCUUUUCCAGGAGCCAGCAAGCGAGACCCCUCGAUGGUGCUUCAUCCCUGCAGCAGAGCUGCUGCUAAUCAUCGGUGAAGGCAUCGUUGGCAUAUCCGCCUUGGGCGUCUUCGUGUGGCCCCAGUGGCAGGAUGCUGUUCCGCCACGGUCGGGGCAGGAAAUCAUUGCGCUGUCCAUCCCCUGCUUUGCACAGCCCUUCGUGGCCGCGCCGGCCGCUGCUGUGAUGCAGCCAGCGCCCGGCAUGCCGAAAGGUUCUUCGGAUCGCGAGAAGAUCUUUGUUGGGGGCCUGCCUCACCACUGCACACUGGAUAUGCUCACUGCCCACUUCAGCAAGUAUGGCCGGAUCACGGAUGCUGUGGUCAUGGCUGACAAGGCCACGGGCAAGCCCCGAGGCUUUGGCUUCGUUGUCUUCGAGCAUAUCUCCUGCGUGGAGGCGGCAAUCCGUGACUACGGCAAGCAUGCCAUCGAUGGCAAGUGGGUGGAUGUGAAGCGAGCCACACCGCAGGAUCAGGCUUCACCUCCACCACAGGUGUUCGCACCAGCACCGAUGUCUGCCGGCCCUGGAUGCCCCGACCGGGGCGCCUCACCGACCCCAGAUGUCUCCCCGGUGAAGCCGGCCAUGAUGCCCUUCAACGAGGUGCCCCCACCACGCUUCGAUGACGCAGGACCCAGUGCUGUCCAUCAGGAGAGUUACGAUCCGUUCGGCUAA